Messenger RNA from Panicum hallii, 2984 nucleotides. Its product is annotated as phosphatidylinositol 4-phosphate 5-kinase 1-like. The transcript is spliced from 8 exons. Bases 236 to 2413 code for a protein of 725 amino acids. Gene Ontology annotation, biological process: phosphatidylinositol metabolic process. NCBI's taxonomy places the organism in Eukaryota, Viridiplantae, Streptophyta, Magnoliopsida, Poales, Poaceae. Gene Ontology annotation, molecular function: ATP binding; 1-phosphatidylinositol-4-phosphate 5-kinase activity. The record is from RefSeq and is a predicted model, not a curated record.
ACUAGUACUAGGCCAGUACUGGCACCACUCGUAGCCCAGAUCAAACGACCAAGUAGCCAGCGGGAGCACGAGAAAAAAAAAUCGAAGCGAAAAAAGCGGAGGUGAAAAGCUUGGGGGAGAAGAGGGGGGAGAGGAGAAGGGGAGGGAGCGCAGCAUAAAUCCCGAGCCCCAAAUCGCAAACCCUAGCCUCUCCCGAUCUGCAAUGCGGCGGGUGUGAGCGUGCGAGGGUGGGGGGAUGAGGCGGGUGGCGCCGGCGAUGAUCGCCGUCGGCGGCGCUGGCGGCGAGGAGACGGCGGAGGGGGCGGUCGUGGAGAAGACGCUGCAGAACGGCGACGUCUACCGCGGGGGAUUCUCCCAGGGCGCGCCGCACGGCAAGGGCAAGUACGUGUGGGCGGACGGCUGCAUGUACGAGGGGGAGUGGCGGAAGGGGAAGGCGUCCGGGAAGGGCCGGUUCUCGUGGCCAUCCGGGGCCACGUUCGAGGGGGAGUUUCGCGGCGGCCGGAUCGAGGGGCAGGGCGCGUUCGUCGGGCCCGACGGCGCCACCUACCGCGGCGCCUGGGUGGCGGACCGCCGCCACGGCGUGGGCGCCAAGAGCUACGCCAACGGGGACUACUACGAGGGCCAGUGGCGGCGCAACCUCCAGGACGGCCACGGUCGCUACGUCUGGGCCAACGGCAACCAGUACGUCGGGGAGUGGCGCGCCGGGGUGCUCUCCGGCCGCGGCGUGCUGAUCUGGGCCAAUGGGAGCCGCUACGACGGGGUCUGGGAGAACGGCGUGCCCAGGGGAACCGGGGUCUUCACCUGGCCCGACGGCAGCCGCUACGUCGGCUCCUGGCCUGGGACCUGCGUCGACCUGCCGGCCAUAAGCGGCACGUUCUUCGCGCCGGUGGGCGCGGGGGCUGCUGGUACGGUCAGGAAGAGGUCCUCCGUGGAGGGUGUGGGGGAGAAGGCGGCGCCGCGGAUCUGCAUCUGGGAGUCGGAGGGCGAAGCUGGGGACAUCACCUGCGACAUCGUCGACGCGCUCGAGGCUUCCAUGCUCUACAAGGAGGCUGCGGCCGUCGCAGGAGGAGCAACGUACAUGCGGGCACUGCCCCAGAGGAGUACCCGGCGAGCGGCCAGCGGAGUUCCACGCUGGGCGUCGUCCGCGGCCACCACGCCGGAGUGUAAGCGCCCCGGGCAGACCAUCUCCAAGGGACACAAGAAUUACGAGCUCAUGCUGCAACUGCAAUUGGGCAUCAGGCAUUCGGUGGGAAAGUCUGCAGCGGUGCCGAUGCGAGCUCUGAAACAGGCAGAUUUCGACCCGAAAGAGAAAUUCUGGACGCGAUUCCCACCGGAGGGUUCGAAGGUCACGCCGCCGCAUUCAUCUGCGGAGUUUCGGUGGAAGGACUACUGCCCCAUGGUGUUCAGGCAUUUGAGGAAGUUGUUUACUGUUGAUCCAGCGGAUUACAUGCUCGCCAUCUGUGGCAAUGAUGCUCUGAGGGAGCUGUCUUCACCCGGGAAAAGUGGGAGUUUCUUUUACCUUACCCAAGAUGACCGCUUCAUGAUUAAGACGGUGAAGAAAUCAGAAGUCAAGCUGCUAAUUCGAAUGUUAAAUAGCUACUACCAACAUGUCAGUCGGUACAACAACUCUUUAAUCACGAGGUUCUAUGGUGUACACUGUGUGAAGCCCCUUAAUGGACAGAAGGUCCGAUUUAUUGUCAUGGGUAAUCUGUUCUGUUCGGAAUACCGGAUUCAUCGCCGUUUUGAUUUGAAAGGUUCAUCCUAUGGCCGAACAGCAGACAAGUUUGAUGAUGAGAUUGAUGAGACAACCACUCUCAAGGACUUGGACCUCAACUUUGUCUUUCGCUUGCAGCGAUCUUGGUACAACGAUCUUCAUGAGCAACUGAGACGAGACUGCAAUUUUUUGGAAUCUGAAGGUAUUAUGGAUUACAGCUUCUUGGUAGGAGUUCACUUUUGUGAUGACAUCUCUGCCUCAAAGAUGGGCUCAUCUACGUUUACUGCUUCUCCAAAGCUUUUAACGAAGAGUGAGUCAUUUCAAGGUGGCGGCACACCAGAGCUGUGCUUCUCAGAUGAUGAUUUUGAUAUGAUACCUGAUUGCCGCCGGAAACCUUUGAUUAGACUGGGUUCACACAUGCCAGCCCGGGCAGAGCAAGCAUCCAGAAGGAGCGAGUUCGACCCGUAUCUCUUCACUGGUGGUGGUUUCCUGUUCCCAAACCAGACCGGUGAAGUGCACGACGUGAUUCUGUAUUUCGGGAUAAUUGACAUCCUCCAGGAUUAUGACAUCACAAAGAAGCUCGAGCAUGCUUACAAGUCAUUACAGACAGACCCCAACUCGAUCUCUGCUGUGGACCCGAAGCUCUACUCUAAGCGGUUUCAAGACUUCAUCGGCAGAAUUUUCGUGGAAGACGGCUAGUAGGCAUUGGGUGGAGAUGCAGCCUGAAUUCCAUGCGGAGGCCAGAGCACCUGCAAUGAUUCGGAGAUGGUUUGGACAGUUUGUUUUGUGUGCGGUAAAGCAGCCUCCACAUAAUCGCCAAGAAUCAUCUUCAUCCAUGGGGAUCCGGUAAAGCAGCUGCUCAUCUGCUGGACAAGUACCGUCGAGCCUCGAUCAACAGUGCAGGGGAUUUGAGUUUGAAGCAAACUUGCUGCUCAUUCGCUCUGGAAAUCAUCGAAGUGGCUGGAUUUUGAAGGGCAGCCAUGAGAUCGGAAGAUUUUGUCUGUAAAUUAUGUGAUUCGGCGGGUGAGAGAUUGGUUCUUCCAGCUCCGUUGUAGCAGUAGCUUUUUUUUUCCUCAAUUUUGGUAGAGGUUUUCUUUUCCAUUUUGGCCCCUUUUAUACAUCGGUCCGAUGUAAAGAAAGGGGUAGGGGGGUUUUGUUUCCAGAAAGAGGUUAUUUAAGGCUGCGGCAGGCAGUGAACAAUAAGAUCAUGUACAGAUACACCUUGAUCCUGAGAAUGGGUGGAUUAGAAUUCAAUUCGGCAUCUUCAUGA